GAUUGCUGUGUCAUCAACAUAUGAUUGGAAUAAUAUUUUCAUCAGUAGCGCGGAUAGAAAAAUGAUCACGCUAACAGUCUAAUGGAAUAAUUGGCUUUUCCUAAAAACAUAACGGUUUCCUAAGGCUCUCUUUGUACUGCCACUAGUGAGUCAUUUUUUUUACAAGGACCAUAUACCACCAAAUAAAAAUGAAUCGUUACACCACCACGAAACAGCUUGGUGAUGGUACCUAUGGAAGUGUUCUUAUGGGAAGAAGCAAUGAGUCAGGAGAGCUAGUUGCAAUCAAACGGAUGAAAAGGAAAUUCUAUUCUUGGGACGAAUGUAUGAAUUUAAGAGAAGUGAAGUCUCUGCAAAAACUUAACCAUGCUAAUGUUGUAAAAUUAAAAGAAGUCAUCAGAGAAAACGACCAGCUUUAUUUUGUGUUUGAAUAUAUGAAAGAAAAUCUUUACCAGUUAAUGAAAGACAGAAAUAAAUUGUUUCCCGAGUCAGUCAUCAGAAACAUUAUGUAUCAAAUUUUGCAAGGUCUAGCUUUUAUCCAUAAGCACGGUUUUUUCCAUCGAGAUAUGAAACCUGAAAAUCUUCUGUGUAUGGGUCCUGAACUUAUUAAAAUAGCUGAUUUUGGAUUAGUCAGAGAACUGAGAUCUCAACCACCCUACACUGACUAUGUAUCCACUAGAUGGUAUCGAGCCCCUGAAGUCUUGCUGAGAUCUUCUGUAUAUAGCUCUCCAAUAGAUAUCUGGGCAGUUGGCAGCAUUAUGGCUGAAUUGUAUACGCUAAGGCCGCUGUUCCCUGGGACGAGCGAAGUUGAUGAAAUAUUCAAAAUUUGCCAGGUUCUAGGAACACCUAAGAAAAGUGACUGGCCUGAAGGAUAUCAACUUGCAUCAGCUAUGAAUUUUCGUUUUCCACAAUGUAUUCCUAUAAAUUUGAAAACUCUUAUUCCAAACGCAAGUGAAGAAGCUUUAACUCUUAUGAGGGAUAUGCUGCAAUGGGACCCAAAGAAACGCCCAACCGCCAGUCAGGCAUUACGGUACCCUUAUUUUCAAGUUGGACAAGCAUUAGGACCUCCACCGCAACAUUUAGAGCAGAAGAAGCUAUUAAACAAACCAAUGCAACAGUAUGGACUUCAACCAAUAUCUGUGAUUAAAAAGCAUUCAUCUCCUCCAACUGAUGCAGUAGAGAAGAUCUCAACAGAUUCACCUCCUGUCUCUUCCCAACCCCUCAAGGAAAUUCAGUUUCCACAGAACACAGCUGAUACUCAACUGCCAUUGAAACCAUCACAAGUAAUUCUGCCUAACAUCAACAAAACCAUUACUCCAAAACAAGUAACCAGCGGACCUAAAAAUAGUGCUGUCAGCCUUAAACAUGGAAGACGGCGCUGGGGACAGUCUGUUCUGAAGGAUAGUUGGGACGACUUUGACACAGAAUUAGGCAGUUCAUUUUCAAAGAAGCCGAGCAUGACAAUACUGAAAGAAAAGAAACAAGACUCCUUAUUUGGUUUACCAGCUUCAAUCCCCAAUGGUGAAGAAAACAAGAUUCCUUUAAAUAUGGGCAUAGUGAAAACAGACUCCAGUCUUACCAGAUCAGCAAAACAGCAUUAUCUCAGACAAUCAAGAUAUUUGCCUGGUAUGAACCCAAAGAAUGCAGGAAUCAUAUCUGCUACCAAGGAAGGCAAGCAUGCAACAUGGAGCAGUGCACUAACGUCUAAACCACUUGGUCCGAUUGAUGGAGGAACUGCAUUUAAUAGAACUAAUGCAGGAACUUUCGGAGGAUUUCUAGGCCCUCCUUACAACCCUGGUGGAUACGUCCCUUCAUUUAACAAAAAAGAGAUUGGUUCAGCAGGAGAAAGGAUACAUCUAGCUCCAAUUGGAGCAGCAACAAAUUAUGACGCAUGGAAACCGAAAGGUGUACGAUCUCAGUUACAAGGUCCAACUUUCAAACCAGCUUCUCAAAACUUCUCUGUGUUGAAUCGCCCACAACCAUUACAGCCAAUCCAUGGUAGAACAGAUUGGACAGCCAAAUAUGGAGGCCAUCGUUAGAUACAUGUUCAUUUAUUUUAUAAUGUAAAUUUAGACCAUUAUGAAUCUUUAUACCCUUGUGUUUCAUUGAAUCUAUAAACACACUUUGCUUGCCAAAAAUAUUCACAAUAUUUGAACUAGUUCAAGACUUUAGCUCAAAAAAUAUUUACAAAUACUCAGAGAAAUUAAAUGCACUGUAAUAUGAAUACGACGGUUUCAGCAAGAUGGGUAUAAUGCAAACCAUUCAGAGUGUAUAAUCUCACAUACAUAUACUUUGCUCUUGAGUUACAAAUGAUGAAUAUAUAAUAUAUAUAGACAGAAUAAAAACUGGUUUUAUUCUGUAAGCUCUGUUCCAAUAACAGUCUGCUGAACAUGCUAAAAUGUAGAAAUCAAAUGAUUACUGUGUUAUACUGGGCAUUAACAUUUCCUUUUGUCAGGAUUACGUCUUUUACCGAAUUAGUAGCACAUUUGUGCAGAUAUAAAUGCUUUGUAAAUUAAAUUAAAUCUAUUCAUAAACAUGAAAGAGUUUGUUGGUAGCCUUGUACUAUAGCAGAAGCUAUACUGAGGCAGCUGAAGAUAAAUCUAUCAUCUAAAGUCUACAAGUUAUUCUUAUUGAUACUGUGUAUUAUUAGAUUCUUUGUACAAAAUUCUGAAGUAUAACAUUGAAGUGCGGUACAAUUUGUGUGUCAAGUCUGGUUUGCAGUAUUUACUAAAGCUUUCUUACUUACACUCAAGCUAAAUCUAAUACUUGC
Messenger RNA from Bombina bombina (fire-bellied toad), 2767 nucleotides. It is a transcript of the gene MAK, whose product is annotated as male germ cell associated kinase. The coding region runs from base 189 to 2036 and encodes 615 amino acids. Gene Ontology annotation, molecular function: ATP binding; protein serine/threonine kinase activity. Gene Ontology annotation, cellular component: nucleus; cilium; cytoplasm. Lineage: Eukaryota; Metazoa; Chordata; Amphibia; Anura; Bombinatoridae. Gene Ontology annotation, biological process: intracellular signal transduction; cilium assembly; protein phosphorylation. The record is from RefSeq and is a predicted model, not a curated record. The transcript is spliced from 13 exons.